GAAGCAACUUUAACUUCGCACGUUAGAAGAAAACAUUGCAAUUUUUUACUCGUUUAUCCGUAAAAUAUGCCUGAAGAAGAGAGCCCUGUGGUUGAUUCCUUCACCCCUAUAAACUUAGGAAGGACUCUGGCUAUAAUAAAACCAGAUGCGAUCGAUAAACGAGACGAAAUAGAGGAAAUUAUACAACAACAUGGAUUCAGUAUUUUACAGAAACGACAAGUGCACCUCACACCUGAACAGACUAGUGAUUUCUAUGCUGAGCACUAUGGUAAAAUGUUCUUCCCAAGUUUGGUGGCUUACAUUAGCAGUGGACCAAUUGUGGCAUUAGUUCUUGGUCGAGAAGAUGCCAUUUCAUAUUGGAGACAGUUGAUUGGUCCAACAAACACUUUAAAAGCAAGAGAUCAAGCACCUGAGAGUUUGCGAGCGAUAUACGGCACAGACAGUCAACGAAAUGCACUCCAUGGCAGUGAUAGCCCUAUCAGUGCUGAAAGAGAGAUCCAUUUCUUUUUCCCAAAUUGUAUCGUCGAGCCAGUAUCGUAUGGCCAGGAUGCCAAAGAUUAUCUCUCUCGAACCAUCAACAGCACCAUGAUCAAAGGUUUGACUGAGUUAUGCAAGAAAAAACCUGAAGAACCACUCUUAUGGCUUUCCGACUGGCUCAUCGAGAACAACCCUAACAAACCAAGAAUAAACCAACCAGGAUAUCAGGUAGAAGAACCCGAUGACUGAUAUAUAGACUUGAGACAAUUCUCAAUAUAAAAUAGCGCGAUAUUGCUUGUAAAUGUUGUCUUCUAUAUGUGGACAUACUACUUUCGUGUGGUAGUUAUACGGAAGAAUUGUGGAAGAAAUAUUAUGUAAUAUUCUAUACGCUUUGUAAAUAAAUG
Messenger RNA from Dendronephthya gigantea, 881 nucleotides. RefSeq names its product nucleoside diphosphate kinase homolog 5-like. The transcript has 6 exons. Gene Ontology annotation, biological process: negative regulation of oxidative stress-induced intrinsic apoptotic signaling pathway; GTP biosynthetic process; CTP biosynthetic process. The record is from RefSeq and is a predicted model, not a curated record. Bases 67 to 726 code for a protein of 219 amino acids. Lineage: Eukaryota; Metazoa; Cnidaria; Anthozoa; Malacalcyonacea; Nephtheidae. Gene Ontology annotation, molecular function: nucleoside diphosphate kinase activity.